AUGGGACCAUACAUCAGGGAACCAGAUAAGUAUAAAGAAAGUGUUCUCCAACACCAAGAGGGACUAGUUUUGAAUUUAUCCAAUGUUGAACUGAGUAAACAUCAGUUAGCUGUUUUGGGAAAAGGUCUUUCUUUUAUUCCCACCAGCCGUUCAUGUUAUGCAGAUGUUAUUUUGGACAUCAAAACUUUUACUAGAAAUUUGACUUUAAAGUUGCUAUAUAAAGAUAAUAAUAGUGUUCAAAGAGCUCAGAAUGUUUUUUCUAAACCAAGUUCUUUUAUUCCGAACAAUCAUAUGCUUGUUAAUGCAUUUGAGAAAUUAUGCAUACGUGAUAUUUAUGAUACAUGUGUGGGCCAUGGCUCUGAUUUUAUGAGUGAUAGAUAUUCUAAUUUGUCACGACAUGAAAAAUGUGCUCUGAAAGAGCUUGAGAAUGAUACUCGACUUACUAUCAGACCAGCAGACAAAGGCGGCCUGAUCGUGGUUUUAGAUAAAAAUUGGUAUGAAGCUCAGAUGUUUGCCAUUUUAUGUGAUAGUUCCUUUUAUGAGGAAUUAGAUGCAGAACAUAUUUUUGCUCAUAUAGGAGAUGUGCAUGUUGUUUUGAAAGGUUUAUUAGAAGAGCAGUUGAUUGAUGAAAAGUUAUUGGAUUAUUUUUUAGUGGACAAGCCGACAAUACCUAUAUUACAGGGACUACCAAAGGUCCACAAGUCAACUAGUAAUCCGCCUAUGAGACCAAUUGUCUCUAGUAGAGAUGUGGUCUCUCUUUUCACAGUGAUUCCGAAUACAGAGGGGCUGGCAGCUAUACAAGAGUUUUUGAGGAAUUCUACGCAGUACACUGCUGACACUAUUAUUCUUCUACUUCAACUUUUAGAAUUGGUAGCCAUGCAGAACACUUUCUUGCACAACUUUGUGGAAAGGCAGCUGGAUGUGAGCAUCGUUCAACUUGAGGAGGAACUGCAUGCAUCUGAGAGCAUACUGUAUAAUGUGCUGAAUGACUCACUUACCCGGGAGAUUACAAAUUUCUCUCAGUUCAUCGUUAACCUCUCAUCCUGUGUAUUGUUGGAUCGUUUCCAGCCUAUGGGAUCUCUGGAUGAACUAGAGAAAAAAGCACAGAUACUGCAGCAGCAAAACAAUCUACUGGCAAGUAUAAUAUUUAAUGAUUCCUCAAAGCCUGAAACCACCCGUCACUCUUCCAAUGGAAGCCUAUCAAAGCAUAUAGACUACACUAUCAGGACCAAUGUUUUCACCAGUAUGAGGACGGACCGUUUAAUGAAUCCAACGUGGAAAGCACAUCCCAAAAGGAUGCCUAUGAUAAGCUUUUGCUAUAACUACUUUUUUGUACCUUUGCAAGAUAUGAUUGAAAGGGCUCUGAUCGAAGUGCUGACAGGACAAGAAGUAAAGGAUCCCAUUGUGCAAGUGCAAGCAAUGCCAUAUCCUUGUCAUGUACGAGAUGAGUUUUUGAACCAGAUAGGUUACUUUUUUCCUCUUAUUAUGAUGUUAUCUUGGACAAUAUCAGUUGCCAGUAUGGUUCGCAAACUGGUUUAUGAAAAAGAACUUUAUCUAGAAGAGUACAUGAAGAUCAUGGGAGUGAGUCCAAUGACACAUUUUCUGGCCUGGUUCCUGGAGAAUUUUGCUGUAAUGACUGCCUGCAGUGCGACUUUAGUUAUUAUUCUGAAAGCCAGUCGGAUCCUUACGUACAGCAAUGGUUUGAUUGUUUUUCUAUUCUUCCUGGAUUUUGGAACUGCAGUAAUUAUGCUGAGUUACCUAACAGGCUCAUUAUUUAGUAAUGCAAACACUGCAGCUCUUUCAGCAAGUCUGUUCUACGUUAUCUCCUUUUUACCAUUUAUGGUCUUGAUUGUCAUGCAGAAAAACAUGACUUUAACUGUUCAGACAAUACUGUGUCUCCUCUCUACCACAGCAUUCAGCCAGGGAGUGUUCUUUCUGUCAUUCUUUGAAGGACAGCAAGCAGGAAUUCAGUGGCAUAAUAUGUACCAGUCUCCAACUCAAGAUGACGUCUUGACCUUUGGGUGGAUAUGUUGGAUGAUUCUUAUAGACUCAGUUAUAUACUUUCUAAUAGGCUUCUAUAUCCACAGUAUACAUCCUGAUGCCGCAGAAGAGCUAGAUAUACCUGGGAACUCACCUCAGAAAAGCACAGGUCCGGUUAGUCCAAACUUGUUUGCAUCGCAACAACUACAGACCGAGAUGCUGAACCUUACAACUCUUUUGAAUGCUUUGAAUUUUGUUUUGUUUUCUUCCCGCCUGGAUAAAGUUGAUGAAACUUUAUCACAGCAACGUUCUUUUAAGAACAGAGGCUCCAAUGUCAACCUUAACGAGCAGACAAGCGGGAGUUUAAUGCUGAGAGCUUGUUUGACUUCUACCGAACCUAGCAUACAUAAUACUCCUAACGCGGAUAAUAUUCAAAGUACAGAGGGCAUCCAAGAAUUUAUCAAUGAUUCUAUACCAGCAGCUCAACAUAUUCCAAGAUCUGUAUCACCUACUGACUGUUUACCUUCGAAUGAACAAGGGAAUGUAUUCCACCACGGAACGGGGCUUAUUGGCACUCCACUUUUCAAUGAAUGGGUGACGAACAUCUCUAACCUGUCUUUUGGUAAUGGACUUAACCAGGAGCGACUGGCCAGUAUUUGUGGCAACCAACAGGUCAGUUUGCAGUUAUUAAGUGAAAAAUUAAACCUUUUUGACUCUAAGCUGCUCAAAUUAAAGAAACAUCAGCUUGAAAAAGCUUACUUCAAUGAAUGUUUGAAUCAGCGUAUUGUCCAGAAGGGGUUACGAUUUCACCAAUACCCCAUUGGGUUAAUAGCUGAUUCGCCAUUCCAUUUAGAGUUAACCACCCUUUUUAACCAGCAAGGGUUUGACUUAUUGCAAUUAAUGAUGAAACAUUAUAUGCUUCAAAUUGAGAUACUUACCAAGGAGGUUUCUGCUUUAAACACGGAUAUUACCUCUGACAUUGACUUCUUGAGGUACAAAUUUGACUACGAAAGAUGCUUUACCAGUAUUGAUCAACUGUUGGAAAGGCUGAAAUACAAUAAAAUUAAAAAAAUGAAUAGAGAUAGAACUGCUUAUGAAAAUGGCAGUGCAUAUCCGAAGCCAUCUGUUGAACAAGUAGCAACAAUUUCUAAUGUUAAUAUUUCACCCACACAGCAGGACAAUGAAAGCAAUGUUGUUAACAAUUCAAAUAACUCAAACAGAGGCUCCAAUGUCAUCCUUAACCAGCAGACAAGCGGGAGUUUAAUACUGAGAACUUGUCUGCCUUCCACCGAACCUAGCAUACAUAAUACUCCUAACGCGGAUAAUAUUCAAAGUACGAAGGGCAUCCAAGAAUCUAUCAAUGAUUCUAUACCAGCAGCUCAACAAAUUCCAAGAUCUGUAUCACCUACUGACUGUUUACCUUUGAAUGAACAAGGGAAUGUAUUCCACGACAGAACGGGGCUUAUUGGCACUCCAGUUUUCAAUGAAUGGGUGACGAACAUCUCUAACCUGUCUUUUGGUAAUGGACUUAACCAGGAGCGACUGGCCGGUAUUUGUGGCAACCAACAGGUCAGUUUGCAGUUAUUAAGUGAAAAAUUAAAACUUUUUGACUCUAAGCUGCUCAAAUUAAAGAAACUUCAGCUUGAAGUAGCUUACUUCAAUGAAUGUUUGAAUCAGCGUAUUGUCCCGAAGGGGUUACGAUUUCACCAAUACCCCACUGGGUUAAUAGCUGAUUCGUCAUUCCAUUUAGAGUUAAUCACCCUUUUUAACCAGCAAGGGUUUGACUUAUUGCAAUUAAUGAUGAAACAUUAUAUGCUUCAAAUUGAGAUACUUACAAAGGAGGUUUCUGCUUUAAACACGGAUAUUACCUCUAACUUUGACUUCUUGAGGGGCUUGACUGUACAAGAACAAACAACUGGAGAAGAUGAAGAAGACAUUAAAGGCUUGGAUAUUGGAGUCGCCCUCAGGUCAAUAACCAUGGAGUACAAUGCUAACAAGACAGUAGCUGUGAGAAACUUAACCUUUACUUUUUAUAGAAGCCAUAUUACAACUCUACUUGGACCUAAUGGUGCUGGCAAGACAACAACAAUAUCCAUGCUGACAGGUCUGUGCAAGCCAAGCUCUGGUACAAUAUACAUAAAUGGUAAAAACAUGAGAGCAGCUCUUCCUACUCUGAAGCAAGACAUAGGAUUUUGUCCACAGCAUGAUGUUCUAUUUGACUAUUUAACUGUUUAUGAACAUCUUCUUUUCUAUGGAGCCAUAAAAGCACCACACUGGACAAAAAAACAAUUAUAUAGUGAAGUUAACAGGGCACUUAAUGAUAUUGGACUUUCUCGGCAUCAGCAUAAACAAGUUGGAACACUUUCUGGUGGAAUGAAAAGAAAAUUGUCCAUUUCCAUUUCUUUCCUUGGAAAUUCUACGACCGUCAUUUUGGAUGAGCCUACAAGCGGAGUUGAUCCUUGCUCACGCCGGAGUAUCUGGGAUAUCAUGCUGAAGUAUCGAGCUGGUCGAACAAUCAUCUUGACCACACACCACCUCGACGAAGCAGAAGUUCUUAGCAAUCGUAUUGCCAUACUUGAACAAGGCCAACUGAAAUGCUAUGGUUCUCCUGCUUUUUUAAGGGAACUCUAUGGUCAAGGGUGCAAACUAACAUUUAAUAAGAAGCCAUCUAUUUGGUCUUCUCAUUCAAACUGUGACAGUGUCUGUUUAACAUCCCUGGUACAAAAAUAUAUUCCAGAGGCAUCUCUUAAAGAAGACAUUGGAAGGGAGCUAACAUAUUUAAUUCCAUCAGCUGUGGAUAAAACAGCUUGCACAAGGCUCUUUGAGGAUCUGGAAAAAAACCUAGACCAUCUACAUCUCAAUAGUUAUGGCAUUUCUGAUAGUGCACUAGAAGAGGUAUUUCUGCAGAUUGUGCAGGAAAUAGAAAAGAAGCCCUUUAGUCAUCAUGUGAAUAUGAACAAUGUAGAAGUGCUUAGCAGCAGUUCAACGCAACGUGACAGUAACUUCCUCAUGGGAAAUAUGAGAGUCAGUGGAGGAAGCCUUGUUCUCUCACAGAUAAUUGCAGUGCUACUGAAACGUUUCCAUUACACUAGACGUGACUGGAAAGGGGCUUUGGCAUAUCUUGUACUUCCAGUCCUGUUUGUAGCUAUGGCAAUGGGAUUAUUUACUAUUAAACUGCUUGUGAUUGACUAUCCUUCACUGAAGUUAGUGCCCGAGCUAUACAAUAGUGCAGAACAUUUAUUUUUCAGAUACCUCUCUGGAACACCCCACCAAAGAGGCACCAUUGAAGAGAAAGUGCAAGAGGAAGCACUUGGCUCUCCUGAAGAAUCCUUCACAGAAGACACCGAUUUUGAUGAAGGGAAGGUUCCCAUGUGCAGAGCUUCCCCAGAUGAUCUGGUUUCCAACUUUACCAACAGUAAAGGACAUCAUCUAUAUAACCUUACAGGUUAUAAUAUUGAAGAUUUUUUACUCUGGACAUCAAAAAAACUUCUAAAUAAAAGAUAUGGUGGCUGGUCAUUUGGAGAAAUACUGCCUUCAGAUUUAAAACCAAAAAAUAACUCCCACACAGUGAGUCUAAGUAAGGCUUGGUAUAACCAGAAAGGAUAUCACGCUGAACCUGCCUUUUUGAACCAUCUACAUAACUUGCUUCUUUGGGCCAAUUUGCCACCCAAUACUGACUGGAAUCAAUAUGGUAUUACACUUCAUAGUUAUCCCUAUGGAGGAUCUUUGCUGGAGGAAGACAAAAUAUUGGAAAGCGCUCGGCAGAGUGGAGUGGCAUUAUGCAUGACUCUGGGAUAUUCCAUCCUCACAGCUGUGAUGGGUGCAUCCAUAGUGAGGGACAGAGUGUCUGGAGGAAAGAGACUGCAGCAUACUGCUGGGCUUAGUCAUAGAUUAUACUGGUUUUCCAACUUCUUCUAUGACAUGAUGUUCUACCUGAUUCCAGUCGGCCUGUGUAUUGGGGUUAUUGCAGCCUUCCAAGUAACUGCUUUUACAUUCAGAGAAAAUUUAGCAGCCACAGCUCUCCUGCUGAUACUGUUUGGUUAUUCAACUCUCCCUUGGAUGUACCUGAUAUCCAGAUAUUUUACCAGUCCAGAUAUUGCUUUCAUAACUUUUAUCUCCAUUAAUUUUGUGGUUGGAGUCAGUACAGUAAUUUCAGUUUUCUUGCCACAGUUGCUGGCUGUCAUUUCUAACCUUCAGGGUUUGCAUCAAGUAUACAGCAGCCUGCAGUAUGCCUUCAUUAUCUUCCCUCCAUUCUGCCUCGGCCAUGGGUUAAUACAACUGUCUUACAACCAGAUGAAAUUUGACUUAACAAGCAGAUAUGGAAUAGACUCUUAUUUGAGUCCCUUCCAGAUGGACUUUCUUGGAUGGAUAUUUUUGGCGAUGGCACUAGAGGGCAGCAUAUGCCUCAUAGUACGACUUACUCUACAUAUGGAUAUCCUGAGGUGGAAAAACAAACACUCUGUUUUAGAACCCAGCAUUUCUGUAAGCGAUAAAGAUGUUAAUGAAGAACGAGCUCGGGUAUUCCGGGAACGAGGAACAUGCGAUGAUGUCCUUCUUCUCUACAAUCUGGAGAAAAAAUAUCAGCACUUCAACAAAAUGAUUUCUGCUGUGAAUGGCAUUAGUCUUGGGGUUCCAAGAGGAGAGUGCUUUGGACUCCUUGGUGUGAAUGGGGCUGGCAAAACAACAACCUUUAAAAUGCUGACAGGAGAUAUUGCACCUUCUACUGGAUAUGCAGCAAUCAGAACAGCAGCAGGAACUGAAAUUGACAUUAUUUCUGCCAGUAAAGAUGGAAGGCUGAUUGGAUACUGUCCACAACAAGAUGCCUUGGAUGAACUUCUAACAGGCUGGGAACAUCUUGUUUUUUAUUGCAGACUUCAUGGAAUACCAAAUGUACUCAUAAGUAAGGUAGCUGGUGACCUUGUUAGCCGUUUACAUCUCAACUUGCACAUUCACAAGUUAGUGAAGACAUACAGUGGUGGAACUAAAAGAAAACUUUCCACAGCUCUUGCUCUGAUUGGAAGACCACAAGUCCUUUUACUGGACGAACCCAGUUCAGGGAUGGAUCCAAGGUCUAAACGUUACCUCUGGAAAACAAUACUAAAUGAAGUACAGAAUGGCUGCGCUGCUCUCCUAACAUCACACAGUAUGGAAGAGUGUGAAGCUUUAUGCUCAAGGCUUGCUAUCAUGGUUAAUGGGCAGUUUAGAUGUCUUGGAUCUCCACAGCACAUCAAAAACAGGUUUGGGGAUGGAUACUCAGUUAAAGUGUGGUUUUCUAAAGAAGCAAGAAAUCAGUCUGCUAUCACUGAAUGCUUGAUGAUGGAUUUUCCAGGAACAUACUUAAAGGAACAGCAUCACGAUUUACUUGAAUAUCAAGUGCCACAUAGACAAGGAGGUUUAGGAGAGAUGUUCAGAGUUCUAGAGAGCUGCAAAAAGCAGUCACACAUCAAACAUUAUUCUGUCAGCCAGACUACAUUGGACCAGGUUUUUAUUAAUUUUGCAAUGCAGCAGAAGGAAACUACAGAUCAAACAGAAGACAUGCUCUCUUGUAACCCUGGUAACCAAGUAUGAAGUCAAACAAGAGCAAUCUGACGGGCUUCCUGCAAAAUUGAUGUUUUUCAGAGCUUAAAGAUGAAAUGUUAAUUAUUGAAUAUGACAAAAUGAAUGAUAAUCCAUUUUAUCUUCAUGUGGAUGUUUAGCAAUUCACAGCAUGCUGACCUUUAAUGUAUACACGUGUUUACAAAAUUUUAUUUUAGUUAUUACCUGACAGAACUGCCCCAGUAAUGUCCAUACCAAAAAUAAAUAGCCUUUUGUCUUUUGCAUUGCAUUGCAUUCAUGAAUACUGUCUUGUUAGCAAACAUUUUAUCCAAAAUAAAAUAUGCUGAAUUGUAUUGCCUAUAUUCUGUAUGUAUUUUCAAGAUCUUACACAAGUAGACUGCUCCUAUCUAGCUUAUUUGCUUAGUAAAAAGAAAAAAAAAAUAGG
This is a messenger RNA of Protopterus annectens (West African lungfish), 7960 nucleotides long. RefSeq names its product ATP-binding cassette sub-family A member 13-like. NCBI's taxonomy places the organism in Eukaryota, Metazoa, Chordata, Ceratodontiformes, Protopteridae. Gene Ontology annotation, cellular component: membrane; intracellular membrane-bounded organelle. Bases 1 to 7548 code for a protein of 2515 amino acids. Gene Ontology annotation, biological process: transmembrane transport; lipid transport. Gene Ontology annotation, molecular function: ATP hydrolysis activity; lipid carrier activity; ATP binding. The transcript has 40 exons. The record is from RefSeq and is a predicted model, not a curated record.